AAAUUCAGAUCUAAAUCAUAAUAAUUUCAUUUAAUAAAAAGGAAGAGCAGAUAAGGACAUACUUCAUCAUCAGCAUAAAAAUUAAAUCCAAUAAAAGUUUCUUUUUAAGUCCGAUCUUACCUCCCCCCCCCCCCCCCCCCACCACCCUUAGCCCUUAGGUCUUUUUUUUCGGCUGUGAUUUUACGCCCCCCCCCCCCCCCUUAUAUCUUUACCCCAACACCACGCCCACGCCCACCCCUACCCCCACCCCGCUCCUCCAACGGUCCAAUCCAAAUCCAUUUCCUCACCAAAUACCCAUCUAACCCUUGUUCCCCUCUUUUAUUUUUCUCUCUCUACACUUCUUUUUCUUGAGAUUUCUCUCAUAUUUCACCAUUUCUGUAUCUCCUAAAAAGCUUAUUUUAUAAAAAAUCUAUAUACCAUUUAUGCCCUUAUGGACCCAUCAUCCAUGGAUCUACCGACGACCAUCGAAUCGACGUUUAACCCUGGAGCUCAACUCGUUAACCAUGACCCUAUCCCUACCCCUACUACUACUACUACCACCUUCCCCCCUCCUCAAACCCUACCCCCACCCCAGCACCAGCCCCCGUCCCCUGAUUUCUCCUCUACCCAUCCCGAUUACGCUGAGCUGAUAACGGCGGCGAUAACGGCGUUAAGGGAGAAAGAAGGGUCAAGCAGGAUAGCUAUAGCCAAGUACAUAGACCGAGUCUACUCGAAUCUUCCACCCAAUCACUCGGCCUUGUUGACUCACCAUCUUAAGCGUUUGAAGAAUUCUGGCUAUCUAGCUAUGAUUAAGCACUCUUAUGUCCUUGCUGCUCCUGGAUCUGCGCCGCCGGAGGCGGCGGCGGCGGCGGCCGUUGAUUCUAACGGGAACGGGACUGAUGUCGCUAAACGAAAACCUGGUCGUCCUCCUAAGUUGAAGCCUGAGGCCCAGUUUCAUGCUCAAGCCCAACAAGAGCAUCAAGCCCAGUUUCAAGAUCAAUUUCAAGAUCAGUUUCAGGCCCAGUUUCAAGCCCAACAACACCAGCAACAAGCCCAGUUUCAAAAUCCGUUUCAAGCCCAGCCCCAAUUUCAAUACCUUCAACAGCAGCAAUUCCAGCCCCAAAUGCAGUUUCAACCCGACCCGUUGCUGCAAAAUCAGCUCCAUUUCCAGCCCCAUCAGCCACAGGCAGCGUACGCUGCUCCUGAAUCUCAGAAUUACUCGAAUCUUGGGGCUGAGUCUGUGUUUGUUUCUCUUGGGUUAGCUGAUGGACCCGUUGGGGUUCAGAAUCCAUCUGGUUCUCUUCCUCCUGCUACCGGAGCUCCGGCCCCUCUGGCUCCGUCAAUUGAAGGGAGUACCACAAAGAGACGCCCCGGUCGUCCCCGUAAGGAUGGUUCCUCCGAAGCCAAGCCGGUGCAGCCCAAAUCACCCGUCCCGAGUGGUAUGAAAAAACGACCUGGUCGUCCUCCUAAGACCGCAACAGUCAAUGCUUCAACUUCUCCUGGAUCAGCUGUGGCUUCCAAGCCUAGAGGGCGCCCAAGGAAAAGUUCUACUCCGGGACGAAGAGGACGACCUAAGAGAAAUGUGGCUGCCGCUACUAAUGCUGGUGCCAAUGCGGCCAACUUUCCUGCUGGUAAUCCCAAUGUUGCUGCUGGUGGUGACCCAACACCGACCCCCAAAAGGCGGGGAAGGCCACCAAGGUCUAGUACUCAAGGUGGAGUCGCUGCUGUCGGUGUGACAGAUGUGCCAAUUGCUGCUGCUUUUGAUUCCGAGGGCUUCCCUAAUACUGCUGGUGGCGCCACAAAUGGAACUACGCCCCUUGGAAAGCGACGUGGACGGCCUCCAAAAUCAUACAGCAGUCCAGCCGUUUCUACUACUGUUAAGAAAGCAAGGAAGCUUUCAGGAAAACCUCUGGGUCGACCUAAAAAGAAUGUGACAUCCCCUGCAGUUAUGGACCCCAAGUUGGUGGUGGCUUAUGAAGAAGUAAAGGGCAAACUUGAUCAUAUGCAAUCAAGAAUCAGGGAGAUAGCAAAUGGGCUGAGGCCAUGCAUAAAUUCUGAAACACCAACAACUGCUCUGGCAGCAUUUCAAGAGUUAGAAGAGUUAGCAGCACCACCGGCAGGGGUAGAUUCUAUGCAAGAAAAUUGAUAGAAAAGAUGCUGAAUAGAUGGAGGCAGUGUUUAAAACUCAAGAGUGUAACAUUAAUUAAGGCUGGGAACCGUGAAAAUGAAGGAAGUUUCAGUGCAGAGCUAGUUGUUGGCAACAGGAGGAAGAUGCGUGCGUUCUAAGACUUGGAGACAGUGUAGCUACCUUUGAGGAAUGUAUUUGUUACUGUCAAUCUAUUAGGUUAAUCAGGAUUUGAUAUUCCGUUGCACAGUAUGCAGUAUGUUGUAGUUCUAACUGUAUUAGUAGUUGAUUUGAUGAGUACCUUAUCUGCUAAUUUUGUUGAUGACAUUCAAGGGAGACAAAGACGACGUGCUCUUGAGGGCUAGGUGUACUCUUUUGAGUAUGCUGGAUGGAUUGAAAUGCCUUUUGCCAGAUUUAUAAUGCCUCUCUUUUUGGAUCUGAA
Molecule: messenger RNA, 2546 nt
Organism: Capsicum annuum
Lineage: Eukaryota; Viridiplantae; Streptophyta; Magnoliopsida; Solanales; Solanaceae
Exons: 4
Coding region: 431-2125 (564 amino acids)
Biological process (GO): nucleosome assembly; chromosome condensation; negative regulation of DNA recombination
Cellular component (GO): nucleus; nucleosome; nucleolus
Molecular function (GO): nucleosomal DNA binding; double-stranded DNA binding
Source: RefSeq, a predicted model, not a curated record